Molecule: messenger RNA, 2874 nt
Organism: Hypanus sabinus (Atlantic stingray)
Lineage: Eukaryota; Metazoa; Chordata; Chondrichthyes; Myliobatiformes; Dasyatidae
Gene: dynlt3
Product: dynein light chain Tctex-type 3
Exons: 5
Coding region: 92-439 (115 amino acids)
Biological process (GO): microtubule-based movement
Cellular component (GO): cytoplasm; kinetochore; cytoplasmic dynein complex
Molecular function (GO): dynein intermediate chain binding
Source: RefSeq, a predicted model, not a curated record
CGGCCGUUAGAGGGCGCCACGGCUGUCAGGUGACGUCACUGCCCCUCGCUCCCGGAGCCGGUUGGACGGGCGGAGCUGUCGGGAAAGGGCGAUGGACGACUUCCAGGCCGCGGACGAUGUUGCCUUCAACGUGGAUGAAACAAGCAUUGUCGUCAAAGAGUGCAUCGACAAUGUUAUUGGAGGGGUUGAUUAUAAUCAUAACAAGAUCAAUCAGUGGACUGCUGCUGUGGUUGAACAAUCCCUAAUGCAUUUGAUUAAAAUGGGAAAGCCAUAUAAAUAUAUUGUGACCUGUGCGGUAAUGCAGAAAAGUGGGGCUGGUCUGCAUACAGCAAGCUCGUGCUACUGGGACAGCGGCACUGAUGGAAGCUGCACUGUGAGAUGGGAAAACAGAACCAUGUAUUGUGUCGUCAGCGUGUUUGCUGUCAGCAUUAUGCUGUGAUGUAACGGGAGAUCUUGAAUGCAUCACCUUUCCUAAAUACAAGUCUUAAAGAAGAUGUACAUAACAAUAGCAAGACCACUCAUUUGUGAUACAGGACCGACAUGUAUAUUGUGGUUAACUUAUAGCAUAUACUGUACAUGAAUAUAAAUUAAAGCUGCAAUCAGUUUCGUAAGGCAGUAUCUUGCUCAAAUUCUUGUGUUUCUAAUGAAUUUGUGACUCUUAAACAUCGAAGUUUGUUACCAGCUGUAGCUUCUGUUUGUGUUAUAUCAGGAAUCGGCAAUUGUGCAGAUUUGAUAUACUAAGUAAUCACAUUUUUGUAAUUUCUUGGCAUUUGAGGUUGAGUUGUGCAGUAUUAAAAUAUAUUCAAACAGGUAGCCAAUUCUUUUCAAAUAACCUUUGCUUAUUUGGCUCAGCUAUGAACUCACUGAAUUUGGACUCUUUCCUCUUCUAUGGAAUAGAAUUAGCUUUUUUUGUUUGUUUUUAAAGUUGAAUACUCAGAGACACUGAUGUUUCCUCAAAAUUUUAACAGUCAUAUCUCACACUGGUGGAUGUGGUGUGAUUGCAACGUGUAAGAGAAGUUUGGAUAAAUGCAUGGAUCAGAGAGCUAUGUUGGGGAUGGGUCAGGACAGAAUAACAGUUCAGCAUGGAGUAGAUGGGCUUAAUGGCUUCUUUCUGUGCUGUAGUGCUCUAUGACUCUUAUUUUCAAUAUAAAAUACAUUAUUAUUGCAGUAAUAAAUUAGCUGAGUGUUUAUGACAAAAAAUGGAGUUUCAAGUUUGACUGUUGACAAUAUAAAACUUGCUAUUUGAAUGGAGUAGGUGUUUAGAAAUAUCCUAGGAUUCUUCAAACAAUAUUUAAUCACUGAUAACUGACUCCAGCUCAUUGAUCCUGACAGUUACAAGAGGCCAAUGUAAAAGCUGCCUAUGUUCAAUCACUAAUCAGUCAAUCCCAAUAUUUUUGCAGCCUAAAUUGGAUUUGCAGCCCUGUAUUGGUGAAUUAGCAUUAAACAGGAUAUUGCUUCUUUAUAUACCUGAAGUAUAAAAAAUGUCAUGAUACAUAUAUGCACACUGAGUAUAAUUACAUAACAUUUUCCAAAAGGAAUCUGUUUAAGCUAACUUGGUUGCAAAACUGAUGAUGUUUAUUUUUAGCAAAGUGACUAAAGGAGAUUAAGCUUGCUCCAUCUAUAAGAGUUAUAUUCAGUAAAAUAUUGAAUAAGGUAAGGUCUACAACUUAACCAGUUCAAUUUAAGUUGAAAUUUGGGUUAAAGAUGUUCAAAAUUUGGAGCAUUUGGUUGUUCUUUAUGUAAAUGCAUUGAAAACUAUGUAUAUUUGAAUUUUUCAAUACAGAAAAUUAAAGUAAAUUUUAAUCCUGAUUUCAUUUUGUUCAUAGAGAACUUCAUUGAAGAAUUUUGCAAAGCUGGGGAAAAAGGUUUCUGAUGAAACAUAUGACUGGAACACUAAUUUUAUUUUUCUUCCCUAGGCUGCCUAGCUAGCUGAAUGAAUUGUUUUUCUUUUACACUUCUCUCAUCAGCAGAGCUGCUUUUUGUAAAUAGGAGAGACUGGUUUAUCCUUGUUUAUGCAGCACAAUUUGUUGAAAUUGACCUAUUUUUUUAAAACCAGUCAUAUGCAUGAUCAAGGGCUAGUUUGUACAAAAGUCCUGUAGUAAUUUAUUAUGUAGUACUACAAAAGAUAAAUUAUUUUAAUUGUUAAUGCCAAAAGUAUAAUUAUGAAAGAAUUAUCAUUUUGAUCCUUAAAUCUUAACUGAUUCAUCAUGUUUGGUUUUGUUAUUUGAUACCCUAAAUUCUUGCUCCAUUAUUGCAUUAUAUUUAUCUGAUUAGUCUUUUAACUGUCCAGCAGAUUUUCUAACCGAUGUCUUGUGGAAAUCUAGCAGUUCUUGGGAGUGCCUAGAGGUUUAGACUUGCUAUCAGAAGAUGUUGUGAUAAAACAUUGAUAAGCUUUUGAGGGACUAAAAGCAUAAAGCUAGUUAUGUUGUAAUUAAGUGCUAUUUUGCUGCAAAAUAAAAUCUAGUAAACUGCUAUAUCGUAAAGUAUAGCUUUCAUUUACCUAUGGAUGUUUAUGAUUAUCUUUAAAGAAUUUGGUUUACUUUGUUCUUGUACAUAAUUUUCUGCCUAAGCCAUAAACUACAAAAGCUUUCAAUAUGUAUUUAAAUUAUGAAAGAUUUUAAAUUUGUAUGAAUAAUUGAACACUUUCAUCUUAUUACCAUAAGAAUUGGCAUAUACUUUGGUUCAGUGAUGGUUUUUCCUUAAUCUGGCAUGCACUUUUACUUGAACUAUUUCAAAUAUUCUACAAAAGCAACAGCAGUGAGCUUAGAGGUAAUACCAUAGCUGCUGCUUUUAUCUUUUUUGUUAUAUGGUCAAGUUAGAGUAUCACUGAUACAUUAAGAAAUUUGGAUCUCAAUAAAAACAUAGAAACAGUGA